Molecule: messenger RNA, 1056 nt
Organism: Lotus japonicus
Lineage: Eukaryota; Viridiplantae; Streptophyta; Magnoliopsida; Fabales; Fabaceae
Exons: 1
Coding region: 86-820 (244 amino acids)
Source: RefSeq, a predicted model, not a curated record
UGGCCUAAUCACAUCAACAUUCCCAUCUCUAUAACAACCUUUAUUCAGAAACUCUCCACUUUCAAUCUGAAACAAAUAGAAAAGUAUGGACCAAGUUAAAUCCCACAUGGUUCAGAGCAUAAAAGCUCAUAACUUUCUAAUUAAGCUUACCCCGUUGUUAGUUUCAGUAUCAUUGUUUCCUUUCCUCUUUUCUCCUUCUUCUUUCAUGUGUUUCCUCCAUCAAUUUAGCUUCUACUUCUCUUCAUUUCCUCUCCAACUAUUCACACACACCAUAGACAAGAACUGCAUGUUUCUUCUAUGCAAUGGCCUCCUUGUGUUUGUUGGAAUAACCAGGUCUUUAUCUGGUUCAAGUGGUAGUGAUGAAUCUUCUAAGUACUUUGAAGGUGGUUUACAAACACCAUACUCAGAUGUUGAAACUAAUCAGCCAAUGUUGCUGGAGAAAACCAAUGAUCAAGAUCAACAACAGAAUACUGAAGGAGAGCAUGCAGUGGAAAUCAGGUACUGUGGUGAAGAAGUAGAAGAAAACAUUGAAGAGAUGAUUUUGGAAGAAGGGGAAGGAAGGGAACAAUAUUCAGUUUUGAAAGAAGAGGAGGAGCCAGGUGAAGAAAUUGAGCUACUUGGAGCAGGGGAUGAAGAGGAAGAUAAGGAAUCAGAAAUUGAUGAGUUUCUGAUUGGAGAGAUUUUGGAAGAGGAAGAAGCUGUAGAAGAAACAAAUUUGGCGCUAAGCACUGAGGAAUUGAACAAAAAAUUUGAUGAUUUCAUUAGAAGAAUGAAGGAAGAUUUGAGGAUUGAAGCUCAACGACAUUUAGUCAUGGUUUAAUUUUUACUAGUCACAAUCAUGAUCUUCAUUUCUAGCUCUAGUUGUUAGUUUGCCUAGUCUACUACUCUAGUAUAUAUUUUAGUCCUAUUCCUUGCAAUUUAGACGAUUCAGAUGCUCACAACUGUGGAGUGCACCUUAAAGGGUAAAAGUAUAGAGUUGUAGUUGUUCGGAGAAACAUAUUAAGAUUUUAUGGAGUACAAAAGAGUUGAGCAUCUAUAUACUUCAUGUUUGUUCAA